AGUCUAUGGAAACGAAGCCACGCGUGAUGCGCACGCGUGUUUCGUACUCGGCCCAGAUGACUAUUCCUUUGCUACGGCGGCUGCUUGGAUUCAUUCCCCGCUUAGUUAUUCGGCCGGCUGUGCUCAUUUUACUUGCGCCGUUGCUCUCGAUUGAAUCGCGCUCGCGGUUAGAUCUGAGUGCCGCGCUGGGAGGUAGGUUUCCAGGGCGACGGCCGGUUGCUACUUCGCUUCUCCAUCGCGAAGUGACUUGGAGGGAAGAGCUGCCGGUGCCGAGUUGGCAAUCGCUGGUGGGAGGGACGCGUUAAGAGUCCCGAACGAUAAACAAACUGUUCUUAAGACACAGCCCUCAAUAAGGGCACGCUAGUAGCGCCACCCGCUUCCUCCGCCUCCUCGGUAACAGAUGCUGCUGCAUCUCUCUCAGGAUGGGCCUUUGAGCUGAGGCUGCCUCCGCAGCCUCCUUUUCUGCAAUGGAGCCCAUCAAGAUGCCCAGUGACAACCUCAUUAUCUGUGGGACCCCAGAAAACAAGUCUUCCAUGAGAGCUGAUCCGAAGGAUGGUCCCCCCAACCCAUCCCUUUUGAAAGCCCUGGAGGCAGUUUUAAUAGCUGGUAAACGUGGCUUGCUUGGUCCAGCAGCCAUGGCAGCUGCAGCGGGCACUCCAGAACUGAAUCUUGGAAGCAGCAAUGGAGUGGCUUGUCGGGAAGGCCUGAAUACUAUUCCUCGUUGGGCCGGAGUGGAGAAAAAGAAGAAGGCUGUCGAUGAGAAGCGUAAAGCUGUGAUAACUGUUAUACAACAGGUAGAGGGUGUUGAAAACCUGCAACCUGCCCCAAAGGAAAUCUGGAUAUGUGGCAAUUCUGUGAUCUUGGCAUCAAGGAGGAGAGCCGAAAAAAGCCAGCCCAAUGGAUUGCAGUUCGGCAUUUCUACUUCAAGGGCACAUGUGUAUUGGCAUGGAAUACAGGCAAUGAUGUGGGAGCAGCUGAUGCCUCUUCUGCAUGAAAUUUAUCAUCUCCGAACUUCUCCAUCGCUUAUAAUAAUUCAUCUUGGGGAAGAUGAUUUAAUGCCCAAGAAUAACAUUUCUCUCAUUAUCUCCAUGAAAAAUGACUUGGCCAUUCUUAAAAGAGCAUUCCCAAAUGCUACUAUAGUUUGGUCUUCACUGUUGCCAAGACGUGUUUGGAAGAAAGACCAACAUCCUGAACAGAUGCAGAAAACUCAAGAGCAUAUUAACAGGAAAAUGGUAGACUAUUGUAAUGAAAUUGGUGUACACUUUCUGUCACAUAACUUGAUUACCUCUGAUAAAGCAAACCUGUUCUUGCCCGAUGUUAAUGACCUAUCUGAUGCAGGAGCUGAUAUCUUCAUAGCAGACCUGAAGAAGGUCUUAAGGUUCUAUCAGAUUUUGGGAUAGGUGGGAAAGGGAUGUUAAAAAUAUGUGCUUGUAGUUGUCAGAAGGAUGGGUUUGUUGUUGCUUUACCAUCAUAUUGCGUCUUGCAAAUGGGAGAUUUGGAUAAAUGAGGUGGAGAUGGGCUGCUCAUUCAGAGGAUGCUUUAAACUGCAUUUUAAACAUACAGAUGACACAAGCUGACUGUGUUCCUAUAACUAAGUUCUGUAACAAUGCGACCAUCUAAUGACAAAUCAAAGAAACUGGUCCAUCUUAACAUCAAUAAGAUUUUAAAUGUAUAUUGUCAUAGUUAAUGAAACUGUUCAUUUUGAUCGUUUAGAGAGAUAUAAGAUGCUAUGACUAAAAAAGUUGUGAACCUGUGAAAUGGAUCCUGUAUCUGCUUCUUGCUUGGUUUGUAAGCUACUCUUUAUUCAAAGAGGCAUAGAUUCCUUGGUAUUUGAGUAGUGAUGAUCAGGAACUCUAGCACGAACACAUGAAACAUUUUUUCACAUUAACAAAUUGUAUGUGAAAGUAUAUAUGGGAACUUCUGCUAUAGCCUUUUAUGAUAUCCAACACUGAAAGACAUGUAUAUACAGAAACAUAUUUUUUCAGUGUAGGAUAUGAGCAAAGGGUAUAGCAGCAGGGCUCCCAUGUAGUGUAUAUUGGAUUUACAUUGCACUCUCUCACGCAAUCAACAAAUCCUUUACUCCAUAUGAUCAUUGAAUGCUAUGACCUGUUCCAGAGUAAGCCAUUUGAGGACUAUGUUUCUGCCACAGACUAGUAGCAUUUCCUACUGGAGUCAUUUGGAGCAAUAGCUAUGAUUCCCAACAGUCAUUCACUAGUUUGGUGGCAGCUAGAAAUUAUGCCUUAUAACAGUCUAUUGCCUUUUGUACCAAUCCCCCCCAUCUUACUGUUGUAGUUUUGAUGUAAGUUUGUCCACUUAGCUACCAUAAAGACGUGGAAUUAUGCAUGAUGUGUUUAAUAUCAGGGCUUUCCCCCAAAAAAGCUGUAUUUCUGAUAAUAGCAAGUAUAAGGAAAAUCCAUCUUACCUCUCCAGUAUCCAGACUUAAUAAAAAUUGCAGGCAGCUCUAUUUUUCCAUGAGAGAAAAUCCAAAUAGCACCAGCACCGCCAUAGGACCACAAAGUAAUGAGGUAGCUUUCAUGUUGCACAGAAUUCUUCCUCUGGCUAAAUAUGAAACAAGGGAGGACAGGGAGAGAAGAGAAGAUAUUGCUAGCGAGGGCGUAUUGGAAGCCCCGUCUGCAAUAUGUGAUGGUCUUAACGUGGUGAUUCAGGAAGAUCUUUGUCAACUGAUUAGUUUAUGCCUAAUGCAAAUGAUCUGAAGUUGCACCAAAACAUAAUAGGACAAAGAUGCAGUGACUACUCUCUCUUUGCAAAUGGCAAAGCUAGCAGUUAUUUGGAUCUAUCUCAUUUGGAUUUGUCUCACUUCUGAAUAACUGCUUUGGUAUUCUUAAAGAGGUAAUUACCAUUGCUUCUUUGGUGCAACCUGAAAUCAUUCAACCUCUGCAUAAACAAACCUAAUCAAUGUGCAAAGGGCUUUCUUAUCACAUACUGCAGAUAGGACUUUUAUCAUGCCCUUUACCAGCAACUUAUUUCUCCCUUUUUCUCUCUGCAACCCUUUUUUGUUUAACAUUCUGUCUGAUGAAGAGGUUUGUGCAACUGAAAAGUUAGGUCUCUACUUCGUGACUUUUAUUUGUUCCUAAUAAAAGCCUUAUACAAUGGCUGUUGUUUCCAUAAUUAAUAGAAAUUGUCACAAUCUUGCGCUUUUUUUGUAAAAUAAUAAUCAAUGAUAUGCUUUAUUUUCUUAGGCUUUCUUUUUUCCAUCACUAUUUUGUUAUAAACCUACAAAUUAUCAUUCAGUAUAGAGAAGUCAGGAUAAUGUUGUAAAUUGUAUAAUGACCAAGAAGUUAGCUUGAGGAUGAUCCUAUCUAUGCGGUCAGAUAUACAUGCAGAAGUAUGAAGUUUCAUAUGUGGUUUCAACAAAAAGUUAAAAAAACAAACAUAUUGUGCAUGUAUGUAAGAUAAUUAGAAUUAGCAGUCAGAAGCUACCACACCUCCAGAUAAUUAUUUUGCAGUCAUGAAAUUAUCCAAGCCAGAAGGAGAAAAGGGUUUAUGUUUGGCUACUUGAAAUUUUACUAUCUAUUUUUUUAAAAAUGAAUCUCAGUGUAAAUGUUGUAAUAAAACUAUGGCUUUGUGUA
Rhineura floridana is the source of this 3590-nucleotide messenger RNA. RefSeq lists its product as uncharacterized. The record is from RefSeq and is a predicted model, not a curated record. The transcript is spliced from 3 exons. Bases 468 to 1400 code for a protein of 310 amino acids. NCBI's taxonomy places the organism in Eukaryota, Metazoa, Chordata, Lepidosauria, Squamata, Rhineuridae.